This is a messenger RNA of Volvox carteri f. nagariensis, 825 nucleotides long. RefSeq lists its product as uncharacterized. The record is from RefSeq and is a predicted model, not a curated record. Lineage: Eukaryota; Viridiplantae; Chlorophyta; Chlorophyceae; Chlamydomonadales; Volvocaceae. Bases 28 to 495 code for a protein of 155 amino acids. The transcript has a single exon.
AGCGCGCCUGGCUACUACACUAGUAGAAUGCCGCGGGUGGUGACACGUCAGCGCCGCGGUACUAGGAUAGUGGACACAGCGGCUGUUGUUGUUGUGGUUACAGUAUUUCCGCCGCCGACGCGGCGGGUGCCCUCACGAGCCGUGAGGCUCCAGAGCACGCUGUUGACGCUCAUCAAAAACCUCAGUAAGGAAAGUAGCGAUUUUCCUCGGAUUGGUAUUAAGAAAUACCUUGCGCAUAUCAGUAUCUUCAACGUUAAUCAGAAACCUAUUACGCAACUCAGUAUACGCCUCACACUCCAUGAGCACAUGAUAUUCAUCCUCAACCUUACCCGACGUACAGACCUGACACGUACGGCACUCUCUCGGCCUAUGGUGUCCUUUGUUGACCUCCAAAGGCCAACAACAAAGACGGAAUUUGGCAACCAUACGCAACUGGUUGACCGGCAAAUAAACACGCAAAUAGCCUGUGGGAUCGGAGCCCUCUCUUGCUGGUGAAGCCCAUCCAGUUAUGAUACCUGCAAAGCGAAACCCCUUUACCUUGGAACACACGCGGAUCACCCCCUUGGCUGAACUGAUCCCAGUCACUUAAAAGGAACGCAGAUAACCUCUCCAGAACCUCACCCACUCGAAUCAACUGAGACGAGUAUACAUCUACCGUCUGAGAAACGGAGUCACACGCCGGCCACUCAUGGCCCAACCAACGCAAAAUGAUGAGCACUUUAGACGACCAGCAAUCCACUUUGAGAUCAGACAGAAGAGCCAGACGGAGAUCAUCUACUAACACGUCAUGAUAGACCGACCCACGGGACUUGACUAUCUUAUUCC